GAAUAGGAAAGGGAAGCAAAGGAAAGGAUUCUCCUCUCCUCGCAUCGCAGGAUCUGGGGAGAGAUCGACCAUACCAGUCCCCACGCCAUCAUCCCGUCUCCCUCCGUGUGGUUCGUUGGCGGCGGUCCUCAAGUAGCCGUCGCACGUGGAACACGAGACAGCUACAGCUUAAACACAAGAAGAAGAGGACGCCCCCGGUCGGGAGGAGAGGAGAGGAGAGGAGAGGAGACCAGACCACCACCACCACCACUCCACCCCCAUCACAGAAACAGAGAGAGCCCUGCCUACAAUGGCGGCGGCCCUCGAGUCUGGCUGGCAGGCCCUGACUGCCAACUUCACCGAGUUCCAGCUCGCCACCGUCUUCACCUUCCUGAUCCACGAGGCCGCCUUCUUCCUCUCCGGCCUCCCCUCCCUCCUCUUCGAGCGAUUCGGGCUCUUCGCCAAGUACAAGAUUCAGAAGAAGAGCAACACCUCUGCUUAUCAAAACAGAUGUGUCCUGCGCCUCAUUCUCUACCAUGUCUGUGUGAACUUGCCUGUCGUGAUUUUCUCCUACCCUGCCUUCAAAUUCAUGGGCCUUAGGAGCUCUCUUCCUCUGCCACACUGGACGGUUGUCGUAUCUCAAAUUCUAUUCUACUUUGUACUGGAGGAUUUUGUAUUCUAUUGGGGGCACCGGGCACUGCACACCAAAUGGCUAUACAAGCAUGUCCACAGCGUCCACCACGAAUAUGCUACACCCUUUGGGUUAACUUCUGAAUACGCCCACCCUGCGGAAAUUUUGUUCCUGGGAUUCGCCACAGUUGUUGGCCCUGCUCUUACUGGCCCUCAUUUGUUGACCCUGUGGCUUUGGGUGGUGUUGAGGGUAUUGGAGACAGUUGAAGCUCACAGCGGCUACCACUUCCCAUGGAGCCCCUCAAAUUUCCUGCCACUGUAUGGCGGCUCGGACUUCCAUGACUACCAUCACCGUGUGCUCUACACCAAGUCAGGGAACUAUUCCUCGACUUUUGUGUACAUGGACUGGUUGUUUGGGACGGACAAGGAUUACCGCAAGGUGAAGGCCAUGGAGGAGAAGGAAGGGAACAAGGAUAUGUAGAUCAUGCAUGCAUGAGAGCUGCGAAUAAUGAAGACAGGAGGCUAUUAGCAGCACGUACUGUGUACUACAAUCGUACGUAAUCCUGGGGAUUUGUGUUAGUUCCUGCUUUAAUUUGUUUGGGCGGGAUUGGAUGUAUAUACAUGGGAUGGGAUGGCGUGAACCAUUUGGAUCGGAGCUAGUAGCAAGAUGAUCGAUGAGGUUAAUAAUGUGACGUUUAGUUUGCUUGCGUGAUGAACUAAUAAUAAUGUCAACAAAUUAAUAAAGCAAAAACUAUAUAUAGCCGGCCUGUUCAGCUGCA
Panicum virgatum (switchgrass) is the source of this 1388-nucleotide messenger RNA. RefSeq names its product very-long-chain aldehyde decarbonylase GL1-11-like. The transcript is spliced from 7 exons. NCBI's taxonomy places the organism in Eukaryota, Viridiplantae, Streptophyta, Magnoliopsida, Poales, Poaceae. Bases 290 to 1090 code for a protein of 266 amino acids. Gene Ontology annotation, biological process: 4-alpha-methyl-delta7-sterol oxidation; sterol biosynthetic process. Gene Ontology annotation, molecular function: iron ion binding; C-4 methylsterol oxidase activity. The record is from RefSeq and is a predicted model, not a curated record.